Messenger RNA from Encephalitozoon romaleae SJ-2008, 1026 nucleotides. RefSeq lists its product as hypothetical. Bases 1 to 1026 code for a protein of 341 amino acids. The transcript has a single exon. The record is from RefSeq and is a predicted model, not a curated record. NCBI's taxonomy places the organism in Eukaryota, Fungi, Microsporidia, Unikaryonidae.
AUGGAAACCUUUGGGAUGAUUGAAGCCAUGAGAUGUAAAAGUAGGUUUUCUUCCGGGGACUAUGUGGGCUAUAAGAACUAUCUUAGGGCUCAAAUGAGGAGGCCAGGCCAGAAAGGGGAAGAAAGGAUGCUAUGUAAACUUGAGUCGAAUCUAUCUAAGUUCUUCAUUUUCAACUCUGUGGGGUUUUUAAAGAGUAACCUGAGAAUACUUAGGAAAAACGAGUCUGAGUUUGGGACUAUGUAUAGCAAUCUUGUGAAAGGUAUUAUGGGAAAAGGGGUCGAAGUCAACACCCUUCUAGAACUCAGGAAGAAGCUCAUGCCAUGCAGGACAUUUGUAAAUCAAGUUGACGCAUUGCUUGAGUCCCCUCCAUACAACUUUGAUGUUUCAUCCUUGAAGGUUAGACACAUGUGGAAUGACAUCCCAAUUGGAUUUAACAGUAGUUUUGAAAAAGACCAGUUCCUGGAGGGGAAGGCGCCCCAAGGCGUUGGAUACGAUGCAGAUAUUUCAAGAGCCAUACUGAAGGUGGAGAAUAAAAAGAUGAGGCUGAUAUCUCUCAUCAAGACCAAGCCUGGCAAGAUUAUAUGCAUCAACAAGAAAGUGGAGGAACUCUUAAGGGCACUUUAUGGAUUAAAGACUGUUCUGAACGAGAAUUUAAUUGAAUCUAGUCAUACUGAGAAAUUAAUAAAGGAUACGGAGGAGCUGAGGAUGUACUGCUUUAAUAUCAUGGAAUUUAUGAAGUGCUUGAAGUGGGAUGAUUCCAUAGAUACAUUUAGAGUCCCCUCAUCGUUUAAAACGGUCGACCUUCAGAUAUUAAGGAUGAGGGAAGACUUGUCUUAUAUUCCAAGAAAAUGUUCUAGAAACGUAAUCACUAAGUAUUUGGAAGAGCUUCUCAGGCCCAAAAAGCCUAUUAUAAAGGUUCCAUUCAUACCUGUGUUAUUCGAUAUAGCAAGGGAUUACAUAUCAUACCCUGCUGAAGACAGAAAAAUGUCUGAAUUGUUCAAGAAACUUCAUAUUCAAAAUGAUUAA